CGUCAGAUAGUGGAAUUGGUACAUCCUCAAACGUUUCGCCUCUACCUAGCUUCCAUCACCUUCCAUGUCAGCCUCCCCCUUGGCCAUCCUUGGGGUUCAACCAUCGAGAAGAGUCCUCGUUCCGACAUGCUGGAACAGAGAAUUGAUAUUCUGCUGUCUGAAACUACUCGUGCCGCCUACAACAACGUGGCUCGUGGUCUUUUCGAGAGUGACAAAUUGGUUUUCUCCUUCCUGCUCUGUGUCCAAAUCCUUCGACAGGCGGGCCAGAUAGACUCGGCUUCAUGGUCUUACCUGCUGACGGGAGCGGCUGGUGCCGAUCGCCAGCGUCCCGAACAGCCCGCCUCGACUCGCGCCUGGCUUCUGCCACGGCAGUGGCGUCAGCUGGUCGACUUGGCCUACAACGUCCCUGAACCCUUCAAGACUCUGCCGGACGACAUUCAACGAGCCCACGUCUGGAUCACCAUAGAGACGAAAAUCUCUACUUCCACUUCGAUCUCUCUAGCCUCGGACUCGGUAAGCAGAUCGGCGGCAGCGUCAAGCCCGUCCACAACGGAUGAAGAAGAUCAUCCAGACGCCUCGGUUCCGAUAGCUACAGUAUGUGCUGUCGAAACGGGAAGUGAUGAGGUGACCAACACUGUCUUCCGUCUCGACUUGACACCCGAAGGCCUGUACACUCAAGAUGAGCCGAACUGGGACGCCAAGUUGACGGGAUUUCAGAAACUACUUGUUGUGGCCAGUGUCUGUGAAGAAAGACUCGUGCAGGCAGUCACUGAGUUUGUUCGUUCCAGUCUUGGACAGCAAUUUACCGAGCCACCAUCCACUGAUUUGUCUCUUCUGUAUGAAGACAUGAACAAUGUCACUCCGCUGAUCUUCGUCCUCUCCACCGGAUCGGAUCCAAUGUCGCAGUUUCAGCGAUUCGCUAAGGAAAUGAACUACUCCGAUCGUGUACAGGCUGUCUCACUCGGCCAAGGACAAGGUCCGAUGGCCGAGAAACUGAUGGAAGUGGCAGUCAGAUCGGGCGAUUGGAUCUUCCUUCAGGUGGGGCUAACUUUUUGUUCUAUUCACGUACUUCUCUUUGAUUCUCCUGCAUAUAACCUAGCCUUGACGUCCAUCUUCCGUCGUUUAAGCCUUCUCGUAACCAUGUUGGUUUAA
Molecule: messenger RNA, 1152 nt
Organism: Protopolystoma xenopodis
Lineage: Eukaryota; Metazoa; Platyhelminthes; Monogenea; Polystomatidea; Polystomatidae
Source: the annotation of a GenBank genome assembly